Molecule: messenger RNA, 933 nt
Organism: Papilio polytes (common Mormon)
Lineage: Eukaryota; Metazoa; Arthropoda; Insecta; Lepidoptera; Papilionidae
Product: zinc finger HIT domain-containing protein 1
Exons: 3
Coding region: 382-843 (153 amino acids)
Biological process (GO): chromatin remodeling
Cellular component (GO): Swr1 complex
Molecular function (GO): nucleosome binding
Source: RefSeq, a predicted model, not a curated record
CAUUGGCAACACUGGUUCGAGUUGUUAUAGCCAUUUGUAGUUGAACACUUAACUUUAUUUUCUUAAAUUAUACGGGAAAAAAACCCAUAUUGCAGAAAAUUGGCAAAAAAGUACUAAUUUAAUUUUCAUAAGUAACAAGAAAAGACAACUAUGAAUCAUGGUGAAUGUUAUGAAAGGAGUUCUCGUCGAAUGUGAUCCUGCUAUGAAACAAUUCCUGCUCCACUUAGACGAGACUCUUGCACUCGGAAGGAAGUUUAUUCUGCAAGACCUUGACGACACACAUUUAUUUAUCUCAUCAGAUAUUGUGGAAACAUUACAAGCUCGAGUUGAUGAUUUAAUGGAUCAAUUGAGUAUACCGGUACAUGAUAAAGGACUGUAAAUAUGGCAUCCAGAGAAUCGGGUAGAGUUAAAGAAUCUGAGAAAAGGAGAAUACUUGACGAUGCCGCUAGGCAACGAAGAGCCAGGAAGGCCAUUGAGGCUCUGGAACAGGACAAUUUCCAUGAAGACCCGCAUGCAGAUCUGGUUAUGUCGAAAAAAGUCCCGAAAUUCGCAGAUUCCAAUGAGAAACCAACAAGAAAGAAGAAGACGAGAAGUGCGGAGUACUAUAAGAUGAGAUUUAGGAAAACUUUUGCACAGCUUGUGGAAGAAGAUGCAAGCAGUAGAGCUGAGCCUCCUAAUUAUUUGUCAGCACAAGCUCCACCAUCAAAGUUUCCGGACAGACAUUUCUGUGCUGUGUGCGGGUUCCCUUCAAACUACACUUGCCUUCCCUGCGGAGCUAGAUAUUGCUCUGCGAAAUGUCUUGGGACACACCUAGAUACACGAUGCCUCAAAUGGACUGCCUGAAUUGCUUUUCGCUUUUACUAUACUACUAUUUUAUAUUUCACAUCUCUUGAUUUAAUUCUUGUAAUUGAAAUUAAACUGAUGAAAAAUGUA